Coregonus sp. 'balchen' is the source of this 2765-nucleotide messenger RNA. The record is from the annotation of a GenBank genome assembly. NCBI's taxonomy places the organism in Eukaryota, Metazoa, Chordata, Actinopteri, Salmoniformes, Salmonidae.
CAAACCGUCCACAACACCGCGCUGGACGCGUGACGCUCUUUUCUGAUUAAAUUGAGUCAGUUAGGUGGGGGGGGGGACUCCGUCUUUGUGUCGAAUUCCCAACUUCAAUCCGACAAAAUGAUCAUCUACAAGGACAUCAUCACUGGUAUGGACGAAUAUAUCGUAUGCCCGUGAAUGUCUUUCCUUGAAAUUAUGCUGUAUCAUGGUAUCUGUAUUUAGAAUUAACUGACCGGGUCUUUCAAGGUUCCCAGCGCUGUGAAACCUGCCAAAGGCAAAGGCCUUGUACAGGCCCACACGUAACCUUCAGUUGUGUAUGAUUUUACCUUAAACUAUUUUACACUAAUACACACACUGAGGCUUUUAAUAAAGAAAAUGGGACCGUUUGAUAAUGUAACAACAGGUGAAGGUUUACUUAUGGUGACGCCUAUGAGCUAGAUUGUGCGCGUCCUAUAAUAAACUCAACAGGUGCAGCUAACGGUACAUGGCAUACCGGUAUGUGGAUAUUAGCUUGUGCUAUAGCCAGUCUGCAGCUGCUUUCUAUGUGUGCGCUGUCAAAAGGUGCGGUCAACGAACACCAAAACACUCAAUCACUGUACAGUCGACAUUCCACCCACUGGUCAUUUGCACACAUACUAUUAGCAUAACAGUAUGCUUCUAAUCCAGUUAUGUUAGCUUUGUAAAUCUAGCAGCUCUUGCUAGUACCACAGCAGCGUCUGUAGCCGGUCUGUCAGCCGUCUAACAAAUAGGAUUAGUGGGCAUGCUCAGCUAUGUUAUCCGGCGGCAGCAGGGCCCUGGCCUGGGGAAAGUCUGUACAAGGCCUGAGGCCAACCACAUGACAACUUUGUAACUGUAAACUAUUAAUAUGGUUUCAAUUAAUUCUGUUUUUAUUGCAGGGGAUGAAAUGUUCUCAGACAUUUACAAGAUCAAAGAAUCACCAAAUGGAAUCUUAUUCGAAGUUGAGGGAAAGGUGCGUCUCCAAUGCAGGUAUAUGCUCUCUGAGUUUUGGGGGUGACAGGUGAGGUGUAUCAGGAUUUGGAGCCAGUAAUUAAGUUGGGUAUCAUCUCAUAGCUUGCCCUAAAACAGAGUUUACAAAGACUAGUCCUAUCAGAUGGUCUUGAAGUACAAUAAGGUGUUUAAAGUAUUGAGACCCAACCACUGAGUGACUCAGCACUCACUCUCCCCCCCCCUUCCUAUCUGCCUCCGGUCCUCCCCCUAUCCUCCCUUCAGAUGGUCAGUAGAACGGAGAACAUCGAUGACUCUUUGCUGGGGGCGAAUGCGUCGGCGGAGGUGCAGGAUGACAGCUGUGAGUCCAGCACGGUCAGUGGAGUGGACAUCGUUCUCAACCACAAACUGCAGGAGACAUCCUUCACCAAGGACUCAUACAAGGGAUAUAUCAAGGACUACAUGAAGGCGUGAGUGGGUUAGCGAGGGGUGUGUGGUGUGAUGUAUGUCAAAGGACUAGGCCGGGUUAGCCCUAUCAGUCCCCCUUUGCGCCCGCAAAGCUGUAAUUGUACUUAUGUAGAUUAAAAAUGUCCCUAUUUGAAAUUAAAUGCAAUUUAAGGUGUGUGUGUGUGUGUGUGCAGGAUCAAGGCUAAGCUGGAGGAGAACAACCCAGACAGAGUGAAGCCCUUCAUGACUGGAGCUCAGGAGGAGAUCAAGAAGAUCAUGGGCAACAUGAAGAACUACCAGGUAACCAACCAUCUACUACUCCCAACAGCCCAGUCAGUUACACAUGUUCUGCCCAAGCUUGCUGGGUAUUCAUAGACUUGAGAACCUGGGGUGUAUUCAUUACGCCGGUUCUCUUUCAUUUGGUGUCGCUCCUUUUCCCCUUAUUUCUGUUUCCCAAAUCUCUCUCCCUCACUCUCCACCACUCUCUCUACAUCCCCUCUCCCUGUAGUUUUUUACAGGUGAGUCUAUGAACCCAGAUGGUAUGGUUGGUCUGCUGGACUUCCGUGAGGACGGCAUCACUCCCUUCAUGACCUUCUUCAAAGACGGCCUGGAGAUCGAGAAAUGCGUGAGUCCCUUUAGUCCGGUCUACUCGUGUAAUAAUAACACUUAAUUAUGUUAUAACCAGUCUACUUGUAUGUUAUAAUCAUUGUCCUUCCUCCUCUCUUUCAUAGUAAUACUCUGGAAUCAGAACUUUGUUUCUAUUGGCUGCUGCAUCUCAUCUGACCCACGACCAGUGACCAACCAGACGACUCUUCUGCAUUACGUUUGGAAUGGAAGUACAGUACCAGUCAAAAGUUUGGACACACCUACUUGUCCAAACCUUUGACUGGUAGUGUAUUAUAUGAUGACCAAACCAAGUCAUGUCUAUGGGGUUGACAGAAGGGGUGCUGUGACAGUAUUACGGUAUUAUUUCUAUUGAUCUUAUUGAUUAUGGUGUUCAACUUUGAGUAUUGCAGUGUUCUGUUAACUGGUAUAUUCAGGAAGUACCGAUCAGAACAUUCAGAUAGAAAUGUAUAGAUUAGAGCAGAUAUGCCUCUCUGUCAUGCAGAAUACACAAUAUGUUACAUUUCUAACUGGGACAUUCUAUAUGUCACACACAGUUUGCUGCUGGAUGAUUUGUUUAACUCUGCGAAGACAGUGUUUCAGGUCACUGAUUGGUUAUUCAUUAAUUGGUUAUUUAUUGUUGAUUAAUUAACUAUCAGGCCUCCAUUUGCUUGGUUUACAGUUACAUUAGAUGUGACACCCUUACUAAAAGUAGUGGGAUAGCUUAGGACUUUCUGAUUAAUAAAUAAAACACUGGAUAAAACCUAAACAGA